CCGACGAGAAAAUUGAGAAUAAGAAUAACAGACGAGUCUAUAUUACCGGAGUCAUGCAGUGCAUCAUUACUCUUACCCUUUAGACAGAAGGAGAAUGGAUCACUACACGCUAGCGUCAUGCAUCUCCCUCAUCUUAAUCCUGUGGCCAUGCAUCCACCUUCUCCUCCUUGCAAGAAGGAGGUCCUGUUCGAUCCAACUCCCACCAGGCCCAGUCCAUCUUCCCAUCGUUGGCAACCUCUUCAAACUCGGUAACAAACCCAACGAGUCACUCUCUGAGCUCGCCAAAACAUAUGGCCCGCUAAUGACUCUAAGGCUCGGUCGCGUGACGACGGUUGUCGUUUCCUCCACCAAUAUGGCCAAAGAGAUCCUCCACAAUCAUGACCAGGCCUUCGCCGCCCGAUCCAUCUCGGAUGCAGUUAAGGCAGCUAGUCACAAUGAGUCGUCGGUCAUUUGGUUACCGUCGAAUUCCCAAUGGCGGAAGCUCCGAAUGAUCUUCACCACACAAAUGCUGACCACCAAGAGACUCGAUGCACACCAAGGCCUUCGGCAUAAGAAGGUGCAGGAGCUCGUUGCGCAUGUGCACAGUUCAUGUAUGGCGGGACGUGCGGUCGAUAUUGGGCAGGCCGCUUUCGUUACCACCCUUAAUCUGAUAACGAACACGGUCUUCUCCACUGAUCUGAUCCAGCACGGUUCUGAUUCCGCACAGGAAUUUAAGGAUCUGGUGUGUAGUAUAAUGGAGGAGGUUGGGAGGCCGAAUCUCGUCGACUGUUACCCGAUUCUUAAGUGGGUGGACCCGCAAGGCAUAAGGCGUCGGAUUACGGCUCAUUUUAAAAAAUUGCAUGGACUUUUUGAUAGGAUGAUUGAGGAGCGUCUAACGGCUCGAGAAUCGUCUGAUUCUGCUUCUAAAAACGAUAUUCUUGAUGCGAUUCUCGAUAGAAAUGGCUUCGACCUCGGCCUUGAUGAGAUCAGAGCUCUACUUGCGGACAUAUUUGUAGCAGGGAGUGACACAAGCUCAACCACCGUCGAAUGGGCAAUGGCUGAACUACUCCGCAACCCAAAUGCAAUGACAAAGGUCCGCUCGGAGCUCGCACACAUCAUUGGCCUAGACCGUCCAGUUGAAGAGCCAGACAUCACUAGGCUCCCGUAUCUCCAAGCAGUCGUGAAGGAAACAUUGCGCCUGCAUCCACCAGCUCCACUCAUCCCUCGACGAGCUGAAGCUGACGUGGAAAUCCAUGGUUUUGUCAUACCCAAACACACCCAAGUGCUCGUAAACGCAUGGGCCAUUGGCAGAGAUGCCGACAUCUGGUCUAACCCUACUUCAUUCUUCCCGGAGAGGUUCUUAGACUGUGACAUUGAUUUUAAAGGCCAUCAUUUCGAACUUAUACCAUUUGGGGCAGGUCGUAGGGUAUGCGUAGGCUUGCCACUUGCCUAUAGGAUGGUCCACCUAAUGUUGGCUUCGCUUCUACAACUGUUUGAUUGGAAGCUUCCAGAUGGUAUAGAACCGACGGAUGUGGACAUGCAUGACAACUUCGGCAUCACGUUACAUAUGGCUCUGCCAUUACGUGCCAUACCUACCAAAGUUUGAGUAUGAUUUGUGAAUGAUUAUGGACCAUGUGCUAUUACUUUCUGUAAUGGACUCUUAAGAGUUUGUAUUGCCUCCAUUCCUACUCAGGAUUCAGUGUGCUGUCGUCCACUUGCUCACGCGAUAAUGUUUUGAUGAUAUAUAUAUGAACUGUUUGUAUUCUCGUUUAUACCAUAAAUAAGUUAUUAUCUUGUGAUUA
Molecule: messenger RNA, 1781 nt
Organism: Magnolia sinica
Lineage: Eukaryota; Viridiplantae; Streptophyta; Magnoliopsida; Magnoliales; Magnoliaceae
Product: cytochrome P450 76T24-like
Exons: 2
Coding region: 95-1585 (496 amino acids)
Molecular function (GO): oxidoreductase activity, acting on paired donors, with incorporation or reduction of molecular oxygen; monooxygenase activity; iron ion binding
Source: RefSeq, a predicted model, not a curated record